Molecule: messenger RNA, 2631 nt
Organism: Penaeus chinensis
Lineage: Eukaryota; Metazoa; Arthropoda; Malacostraca; Decapoda; Penaeidae
Exons: 9
Coding region: 292-1884 (530 amino acids)
Source: RefSeq, a predicted model, not a curated record
GUCUGAUGUUAGAGCCGUGAUCACCCAGUCCGUUCUGUCACUGCCUGCUGCUGACACGUUGUGCUCUGUUUGUGCCAUCAUACAUUAUGGCCGCACUGAUCAAAGGCAGCAAAGAUUUAGUAUAUAAAUCGGGCAUAGUUCUAAAAACUAGUGAAUAGAUUUUAUUUUCUAUGUUCGUUCCGUAUAGUAUGCCCGGCCGAAUAUGUCCAACGACGAUAAGGGAUGGGAAGUUACCACUCCAGAGGCCCUUGAAGCUGUGCGUCUACGCUAACUUUUAAUAAGCUGGAUGUGAUGGCCACAACAGAACACUUUCCCAUGAAAAUGUCUGACAUGCAAACGAAAAAACGCCACGACGGCUACAACCCGUUCGACGUGGACGAGAAGGGCAGCUCCCUCGGUUCCUCGGGGAUGAGCGAGGAGAGCGACAGCGGCGUCAUGGCCUUCCUCAGGAGGUUCUGCGGAUGUCUGUGCCCUCGGCCGGAACACCCUCUCCUCUCCAGCAGCGUCACUCACAGGAAAAUAUCACGAGUGGCUUCCACCGACUCCUUGACCAAGGAGGGCAUAGGCAUCUUAGAGAGGCCUCCAGCUUCUCGCCCGACGCCUCAGGAGCAGCUCGCCCAGGCCCGCGCCCAGCAUCGCCUCUACUCCGCCCUCACGCCCACCGCCUUUGCUCAGGCGCCUUAUCGGGAAUCUGACUCUCAGAAACCGUCAUGGCCGGCGCUGCCUCCCGUCGCCCCUCCGAGGAGGAGCCACGCUCCCCAGGCGGCCUCCAGCCCCGCCUCCAGGCCCUUGCCCGACGCCCUCGCCUUCCACGCCCAUCCUAACCCGCUCAUUUCCAACGCAUACAUCUCCCGCUCCACCCUCUCCCUCGACACGGACUGCCAGCUCGCCACGCCCCCUGCCCUGACCCCGAUGGGCAGCCCCAGGCUGGAGAGGGCGUCGUCGCUGCAGGGCGUGGCCAACGUGUCCGCGUCCAACUACUCCACGCCCGCGGGAGAGUCGCCGGCCACGACGCCCACGACGCCGCGGACGAAGAUGGCCAACUGGUCGGCUGUGAUCUCGGGCCUCAACCACCUGAUGAAGAGCAAGGCAGAGCACCCGCAGUCCUUCAGCCUGCAAGACGAGGAGCAGCACAAGAGCAGCGAUGACGAGGCCGAGGACAUCCCUGAGCCGGCGUGCGUGAGGCCGGUCGCUGGGGGCGUCGCCGACCCUGCCAAGGAGUGCUACGGCGCCGUCACGCUCAAGGUCCUCAGCCGGCAGGGGAGAUGGGUUCGCGUGCUAGUGUGUGGCUUGUCUGGUCUCCCCUGGGUGGGCGGGUCGGGCGGCCUCAUGCUGGAAGUCAACAUAGAACCUGGAGGGCGCCCGCGUUGGCUGGUGCUGCCUCACGCCCACGGUCCCAACGUUAAUGUCAAACUAGAGGCAGUUGUCAAACAGCCCAGGGAGAUCAAGACCAAGAAGAAAUUCCUCGUCAAGGUGGGCGUGUGGGUGUGCGGGCGUGUGUGGCGUCACGCGGCUUUAGGUCACGCUAUCACGCCCCUCAGGGAGCCCGGCAAUCCUGUCACUGCCCAGCUGCUCCAUCACACGCAGCUGACGGAGGACCUCGGGCUGGUCGAAGUGAGCCUGAGGUGCGACUACUCCGACGACCUCAUGAAGCAGGUGGUGGGCACGUCCAUGGCCGAGGUCAUCCUUACCCUCGAAGUCCUCAGAGCUAAGAACCUGCGCCCUUUCAACCCGGGAUUGCUGUCCAAGGCUAAGCACUCCAAAAAGAAGGAGCACGCGGAGGUGGUAUGUCGGGUUGGGUUGUGGGUGAAGGGCGAGAGGAUCGAGAGAAAGUCGUCCACGCCAGGUCAAACUCCCAGUCACUCACGAUCCAGUCAUUCGUAACCGUUCUGUGUUCAACAUUCCUCGGGAUCAUCUUCAGAACGCUGCUCUCAUCGUCAAGGUCCUGUACACCUCGAAGUGGGCGGGCGAGGACACGGUGGGUCGCGUGAAGCUGGGUCCUCUCCUGUACUUGGGGACGUCGCCCGACCAAGCGUCCAUCAACCCUCAGCCGGACUACAACACGUCCAUCACGCUCUCCCACUGGGGCCAGGCUCUCAAGACUCCGGGGCCGGUUACCAUGUGGCACCACUUGCAGUUGUGAUUCCUUUAUACAGGUCGUAGCAUUAUUAGAGUAUCGAGUUGUUACAAGCAAAUGGUGCAGUGUCCUAGAGCGCUAAAGUCUCAGGGCACCAAACAAAUUCUGAGCAAUAUAGUCAGAGUUACAGGCUCAGUUAUCUUAUUAAAGUGGUCAGAGAACAUAUAACAGAGGCUGACGUGUGCAUCCGUUGGCAUUUUGCAGUUGUCCAAAUAAUCUGGUGUAAUUGUCUUACCAUAUAUUAUUAGCGCAUGUAUAUAUAUCUUGCUUUGAGUACGUUUGAUAGCUUGUAUAUUAUUACUACUCUCAGUGUUAAAGAUCCUGGAUAGGAGAACAAAUAUUUAGCUUUAAAGUGAGUGAAAGGACUUCGGUUGUAAGAACUGGAGUACUAUAUAAAUUGAUGAGUGUCGUAUUGCAUAUAAUUUUAUCUCAGGUUAUGGUUGUUAUAACCUAUCAACAUGUUAUAUUUUAAAGAAAUAUAUUUUGAUUUCUCA